CAGAGGAUAUGGUGAAGGAUGGCUAUGAAGAUAUAAUGAACAUCGACAUAUCAUCAGUGGCUAUUGACAUGAUGAGAAGGAAAUAUGAACAGGUUCCGCAAAUGAAAUACAUGAAAAUGGAUGUUAGGGACAUGAGCUUUUUUCCCGAUGACUCAUUCCAUAGUGUGAUUGAUAAAGGAACUCUGGAUUCAUUAAUGUGUGGGAACAAUGCUCCAAUCAGUGCUGUUAAUAUGCUGGGGGAGGUGAGCAGGCUUCUUAAACCCGGAGGAGUCUAUCUGUUGGUAAUGUUAACCCUAAUGUCUAUUACUUAUGGUGACCCUACUGUAAGAAUUCCUCAUCUAAAUCGAUCAGUGUACAGUUGGAAGAUAGAACUAUACAUUAUACCUAGACCUGGAUUUCAAAAGCCAGCCGAUUCCGCCUCUUCAGCAAAAUCAUUCUUGGAACCUGUUCCUAUCACUGAAAAGGGACAACUUCCUGCAGAUUAUGUUUUAGAAGAUCCAGAUUCUCAUUUUAUAUACAUUUGUAAAAAGACUGGCGAACCAAUUGAUUUAAGCAACAAGUCUCCCUAUUCUUUGUCACUAUAGGGUGAACUUGGAGCUUAGGAUGUUAUUCAUCUCUAAGCUCUGAGGUUGGCUGUAGUUUCAUUGUGAUUAUAGAAGCUUGUAAAACUUUCAGCUAGCUACCAGCUCCCUCCUCAUAGGGGCAUUCCUGUGAUGGAAUAGUCCUGCAUUCUGGGUUGAGGAGGUUAUUCUGUUUGGGAUAAUUUUUCUAGCAGUGAUGUAGAAUGGGGUAAAAAAUUAAUAAUUGAUCCCUCACUAGAAAUUACUAGCUGGGAUAUUCUUGCCUCUCAGGGCCCUUGUUCUGUACUUGAAAACAAGGAUAUUCUUUUCCACAGUAAAACGUAAUAAAGUUUUUCCUUCCUUUUUUCUUCA
This is a messenger RNA of Coffea eugenioides, 932 nucleotides long. Its product is annotated as EEF1A lysine methyltransferase 4-like. The coding region runs from base 9 to 584 and encodes 191 amino acids. Lineage: Eukaryota; Viridiplantae; Streptophyta; Magnoliopsida; Gentianales; Rubiaceae. The transcript is spliced from 7 exons. The record is from RefSeq and is a predicted model, not a curated record. Gene Ontology annotation, molecular function: S-adenosylmethionine-dependent methyltransferase activity.